Molecule: messenger RNA, 4623 nt
Organism: Pristis pectinata (smalltooth sawfish)
Lineage: Eukaryota; Metazoa; Chordata; Chondrichthyes; Rhinopristiformes; Pristidae
Product: traf2 and NCK-interacting protein kinase-like
Exons: 31
Coding region: 29-4285 (1418 amino acids)
Biological process (GO): protein phosphorylation
Molecular function (GO): ATP binding; protein kinase activity
Source: RefSeq, a predicted model, not a curated record
GGAAGAGGAGAUCAAGCAGGAGAUUAACAUGCUGAAGAAGUAUUCUCACCAUCGGAACAUCGCCACGUACUACGGAGCCUUCAUUAAGAAGAACCCUCCAGGCGUAGACGACCAGCUCUGGCUGGUGAUGGAAUUCUGCGGUGCUGGGUCCGUCACCGACCUGAUCAAGAACACCAAGGGUAACACACUGAAGGAGGAAUGGAUCGCCUACAUUUGCCGGGAGAUUUUGCGGGGCCUGACUCACCUUCACCAGCACAAGGUCAUCCACCGUGACAUCAAGGGCCAGAACGUGCUGCUAACGGAGAACGCUGAAGUGAAGUUGGUUGACUUCGGAGUGAGUGCACAGCUGGAUCGCACGGUGGGGAGGAGGAACACGUUCAUCGGAACGCCGUACUGGAUGGCACCGGAGGUGAUCGCGUGUGACGAGAAUCCAGAUGCCACUUACGACUUUAAGAGUGACUUGUGGUCCCUCGGGAUCACUGCGAUGGAGAUGGCAGAAGGAGCACCACCUCUGUGUGACAUGCACCCGAUGAGAGCCCUCUUUCUUAUCCCGAGGAACCCACCGCCACGGCUGAAGUCCAAGAAGUGGUCCAAGAAGUUUGUGUCCUUCAUCGAGGGGUGCCUGGUGAAGAACCACAGCCAGAGGCCAGCCACCGACCAGCUGCUGAAACACCCCUUCAUCCGAGACCAGCCCAACGAGAGGCAGGUUCGCAUCCAGCUGAAGGAUCACAUCGACAGGACGAAGAAGCGGAGGGGUGAGAAAGAUGAGACGGAGUACGAGUACAGCGGGAGCGAGGAAGAGGAGGAUGAAGGAGACGUUGGGGAACCAAGCUCCAUUGUGAACCUGCCCGGUGAGUCCACCCUGCGGCGGGACUUCUUACGGCUGCAGCUGGCCAACAAGGAGCGCUCGGAGGCCCUGCGGCGACAGCAGCAGCAGGAGCAGCAGCGGGAGAACGAGGAGCACAAGAGGCAGCUGCUCGCCGAGCGCCAGAAGCGGAUCGAGGAGCAGAGGGAGCAGCGGCGGCGGCUGGAAGAGCAACAAAGAAGAGAGCGGGAAUUCCGGAAGCAGCAGGAACGGGAGCAGAGGCGGCGUUACGAGGAGAUGGAGAGGUUGCAGAGGGAGGAGGAGAGGCGCAAGGCAGAGAGGGAGCAGGAGUACAUAAGGCGACAGUUAGAGGAGGAACAGAGGCAGUUAGAGAUCCUGCAGCACCAGCUUCUGCAGGAGCAGGCACUCCUACUGGAGUAUAAGCGGAAGCAGCUGGAGGAACAGCGGCAGGCAGAACGUUUGCAGAGGCAGCUGCAGCAGGAGCGUGCCUACCUGGUGUCUCUGCAACAGCAGCAGCUGGACUCCAGGACAGGAGAGAAGAAGCCCCUCUACCACUACAAGGACAACCUCAACGUCAACGAGAAGCCGGCCUGGGCUAAAGAGGUACAGAGGCGAUCACACAGUAACUCUCCGCACCGCACUUCCCAACAGAGCGAGUUGAACGCUAGGGCAAUCUCAUUGGAUGACAUAUUGGGGGCCCAGACCAGCACUGGCCAGUGCGUCCUGGGGCCUGGCUUACUGCCCUCUUUUCCAGCCCUGGCUCCCCACCUCCCCUCUGAUGCCGCCGGGCAAGGUGAGAGCGUGAAGUCGAAUUCCCCCAAGAAGCGAGCGGAAGAGGGUCAGGAGCCACGGGCAGCCCCCAAGCGCCCCAGCAAGUGGGCGAAGCUGCGGAAACGGGCGUCGGCCAAGCAGCGGGCAUCGCCGGCAUUCGUCUUUGACUUUGGACCCGGCGGGGUGGUGAAAAAGAAUGUGGAAGAACGUUCCAAGGUAAACCGCCAGAGCUCGCCGGCGAUGCCACACAAGAUGGGUAACAGGAUGUCCGACCCCAGCAUGCCCCCUCGGUCCGAAUCCUUCAGCAGCAGCGGAGUGCAGGCCGCGCGGACUCCUCCUGUGCACGAAGCGGUUGAGUCUCAGGUCCAAGUCGCUCACCUGAUCCCCGUGAAACCUCACGGCACGUCCAUGACGGGCUCCCAGUCGCUCCACGAGCAGCCGACCAAGGGGAUGUCCAGCGCCUUCCACUCGCAAGAGGGGCUCAAGUCACACCGCGGAGAGAUGCCUCGGCAGAACUCUGACCCCACCUCUGAAACCCCACCCCUCCCGCCCCGCAUCGGCUCCAGGGAGGAAAAAUACCUGGGCGGCGGCUGGCUGAAGCAGGACGAUGACACGCCUCCCAAGGUCCCUCAAAGGACAACGUCCAUCUCUCCCGCGCCUGGUCGCAAGAAUUCUCCAGGGAAUGGUGGCGGAUUGGCUAAUCGGCCUGGCACUCAGCCAAUAAGAGCAAGUAACCCUGACCUGCGCAAGGCCGAGAACCCGAUGGAGACCGCCUUGCACCGCACCAGCAGUGGCAGCUCGUCCAGCUCCAGCACGCCCAGCUCCCAGAGCGGAUCGCAGCCCGGAUCCAAUGAACGGAACCAGAUCCGAGGAACAGGCAAGGCUGAGGGGUCACCCAUCCUGUCCCACGAGAGCUCACGGAAACCUGAAGAGGGACGGGAGCUGACACGGCCAGGGAGACCUGCGAGCUAUAAGAAAGCCAUAGAUGAGGACCUGACGGCUUUGGCCAAAGAGUUGCGGGAGCUUCGGAAUGAAGAGUCCAACCGCCCUCCCAUCAAAGUCACCGACUACUCCUCGUCCAGCGAAGAGUCGGAAAGCAGUGAUGAGGAGGAGGAGGAGGAGGAGGAGGAGGAGGAGGAUGCAGACAAUGAGGCUCAGGAUGGGACAGUCCCAGUCAGUGACAUUCCCAGGAUAAUGCCCACCUCUGCGUCCGGCGGCGGUGAGCAAUACACGAAGGAGUUCGGUGUGGGGCAGGUGGGAGUGUGCGAGGGGCCCCUGUCAUCCGACCUCUACAGGAACCCUCCCGGAGAUGGAACCUUGAUUAUACGUGAGACUUCUGGUGAGAGAACGCGGACUGGUCAUGCUGACAGUAAUGGCUUUGCCAGCCAAACCAAUCUGCCCGAUCUGGUGCAGCAAAGCCAAUCUCCUGCCACCACACCGACUGAGGCCAUGGGGCGGACCUCGUCUCAGCUCGCUCAGGAGAAGGACUCGGCCGCUGGGUACGGCAGAGGGACAGGCACAAAGUCGUCUUUCACCCCGUUUGUGGACCCCAGGGUAUUUCAGACUUCGCCCAGUGGGAGUGAGGAGGAGUCUUCAGCGGCAGUGAUCUUCUCCACCGAGAUGUUGCGGCAGGAACAGGCCAAGCUGAACGAGGUCCGGAAAAUCUCCGUGGUCAACGUCAAUCCCACCAACAUCCGACCCCACAGCGACACUCCAGAGAUCCGGAAGUACAAGAAGCGGUUCAACUCCGAGAUACUGUGCGCUGCACUCUGGGGAGUGAACCUGCUGGUGGGCACUGAGAACAGUUUGAUGCUACUGGAUCGGAGCGGCCAGGGGAAGGUGUAUAACCUGAUCAGUCGCAGGCGAUUCCAUCAGAUGGACGUGCUGGAGGGUCUCAACAUCCUGGUGACUAUAUCCGGGAAGAAGAACAAGCUGCGGGUGUACUACCUGUCCUGGCUGAAGAACAGGAUAUUGCAUAAUGACCCGGAGGUGGAGAAGAAGCAGGGUUGGACCACCGUCGGUGACCUGGAGGGCUGCGUACAUUACAAAGUCGUUAAGUACGAGAGGAUCAAGUUUCUGGUGAUCGCGUUGAAGAAUGCGGUGGAGAUUUAUGCCUGGGCGCCAAAACCUUAUCACAAGUUCAUGGCCUUCAAGUCUUUUACAGAUCUCCAGCACAGGCCGUUACUGGUUGACCUGACGGUAGAAGAGGGGCAAAGGUUAAAGGUUAUCUAUGGGUCUAACACUGGUUUCCAUGUGAUCGAUGUGGAUUCAGGAACUGUCCAUGACAUUUACAUACCCUCACAUAUCCAGGGCAACGUAACACCUCACGCUCUCAUCAUCCUGCCCAAGACGGAUGGCAUGGAGAUGCUGGUGUGCUACGAGGACGAGGGGGUUUACGUCAACACUUACGGCCGUAUCACUAAGGACAUCGUGCUGCAGUGGGGCGAGAUGCCCACCUCAGUUGCGUACAUCCAUUCCAGUCAGAUCAUGGGCUGGGGGGAGAAGGCCAUUGAGAUCCGCUCGGUGGAGACUGGUCACCUGGACGGGGUCUUCAUGCACAAGAGAGCUCAGCGUUUGAAGUUCCUGUGUGAACGGAAUGACAAGGUCUUCUUCGCAUCAGUUCGCUCCGGUGGCAGUAGCCAAGUCUUCUUCAUGACACUGAACAGAAACUCGAUGAUGAACUGGUAGCACAACCUGCGGUGGCUCUGAUGUUCGAACCCGCACUGAGACAAUGGCCGUCGACAGCCUGGAGAGAAAUCUAACAGUUAAAGGCAAACUGCCCCUUGACAUCAAGGGUAUUCUCGGACUAAUGCAAUAUUACAAAGCCUGUGUCGUGUAUCUGGAGGGCCCGACGGUGAUUUAUUAAUUUUUUUUGGUCCCGGUUAACUUUCUGUGCGUGGUGAAAGUCUCCGAGGGGAGCCCCUAGUAACAAAGACAGCUACAGAGGUGAGCUCCAGGAUAUACAGAGAUUUGGGCUUGUUCCCCAGACACUUUCCUGAAAGCAGAGGAAGAAUGGUGAUUCCAAC